Colletotrichum navitas is the source of this 594-nucleotide messenger RNA. RefSeq lists its product as uncharacterized. NCBI's taxonomy places the organism in Eukaryota, Fungi, Ascomycota, Sordariomycetes, Glomerellales, Glomerellaceae. Bases 119 to 463 code for a protein of 114 amino acids. The transcript has a single exon. The record is from RefSeq and is a predicted model, not a curated record.
UCGCGUCUUGGAGAGCUUCCCUGAGCUCGCCGCGCCCGUUAUAUCCGUAUAUGAAGCCAUCGUUGGUUGACGUCCCCCACACGAGCCGCGAGCCGCGCUACAAACGUUGCACUCUGGGAUGGGUUUCUUUCUCCUUUUGUUUUUCUUCUUCUUUUUUUCUCUUUCUGCUCUUCUCUCCUCGUUUUCACGCCCAACUACCACUGUGCGGACGGCGUCCUGCUCGUUUCGAUUGCAGUCGUGUGCUGUCGACUUUGCACUUGUCGGUUCCCAAGCGGGGGUUGUCCAAGUGGUGAUGGUGAUGGCAGGCUGCCAGACCAAGAAGCUGCCUCCACCAUGCAGGCCGAGGCCGCAGACCGCACCCCAGUCUCAGAGACGCCUCUCUUACAGCGAUUAUGACCACCGGGCACGAUGCAUGGAUCGAGGCAAUGGAGGUGCGAAACAACGACGAAGGCGGCGGCAGUGAUGGGUUCGAUGCUGGAAACGACGACUAGCAACGCGUGUGUAUGUGUACUUAUGUGUGCAUGUGUUUGUGUGUACGGUUGUGCUCGUGGUAGUGACAGUGAGCCGGCUUUAAACCCACAAGGACGGACAAGC